GGGUAUUUACACCACCCUUCGUUGUCCAGCCACAGCGCGCCGCCCGCCACGCGCGCCACAACAAACCGCUAAAGCACAGCGCAGCUUAGUAGAGGAGCCCGCCAUCGCCGCCGUCAGUGCAACCCAACGUGAGCAAGUUAUGCCGCCUUGUGUCUCUCGCCAUCCACAGCUUCUCCGCACGCGCCUCGUCUUUACAAAGCCACUCACCUCCUCUUCUCUCCUCUCCUCUACACAUAGCUAAGAAAAACAAACUUCUACCGUAACCACCGAAAAUGGACCACUCCGCCAUGGACCACUCUGGCCACGGCGGCAUGCCAGGCAUGGACGACAUGUGCAGCAUGAGCAUGCUGUUUACCUGGGACACCAAGAAUCUCUGCAUUGUCUUCCGCCAAUGGCACAUCCGCUCCACGCUCUCCCUCAUCAUCUCGCUGCUUGCCAUUGUCCUCAUCGGCGUUGGCUACGAAGCCUUGCGCGCCCUGUCGCGAUCCUACGAGACCGCCUCCAACCAGCGCAUCCAGAGCCUCCCUAGUGAGUACCAAACCUCCUUUCUAUUCCCUAUUGUGAUUUGCGUCUUUGUCUCUUUUGCGUUGUGGGACGGACAGCUGUCUGUGCUCGUUUUUCUUUUAUGUCGUCUUCUUUCUGCAUCUCCCGUUGGAUUGCAAGCGCCUAAAAAUAAGGAACAAACAUGACUUGGAAUAUGCUCAAGAGACUUACGUGUAUGACAAUCGAGACGACAACGAACGCCUUACUGAGACAACCCCCUUCCUCGCACCAGGACAACUUGCAGAGGAGGCCAGCCGCAAGAACCACUAUACCAAGGCUGCCAUCUACGCUCUGCAAAACUUUUACGCCUUUAUGCUCAUGCUUGUCUUUAUGACAUACAACGGUUGGGUCAUGAUUGCGGUUACGCUCGGCGCAUUUAUUGGAUAUGUCCUCUUUGGCCACACGACAUCGUCUACCAAGGACAACGCGUGCCAUUAGUAGGUAUAAGAUCGGGGUAGAGUGGAGAACCAUGAGCAGCAUGUAGCUCUUAUGUCAAGAGCGCGCGAUGCAUUGCAAUGAGCCAUCUAUUAGUUACGCAGUAGUAGUCGAUACAGGAAAGUCAAUACCCAAGAAGCGUCCUGUGAAGGUCGCGCAAAUUUACAAACAAAAAACGAAAGCGCCUCUACAAAUGUGAAAUAUGAAACGAAUCGACAGUCUAAAUCUUGGAAGGCUCAGGGUCUUCAGUGAACGCUCCGUCAGCGUCAGCUUUCAGAAUAAUGUCCGUAUCGCCAUAGGUGCUGUUGUGCUCAAUUUCGGGUUCUUCGUUGUAUGCAAUUCUUGCAGCGUCAACUAAGACUCUACCAGUCAUGCCCCAAACACGGAAACGGCCUUCGAGGUCUUCAAUAUCCCCUUGCUCCUCGCUACUCUGCUCGCUGUCCCGUCGAGGAGUCGAUACCUUUUGGUUGUUGACGGGAACAAAAAAGUUGUGAGAGCGCCAGCGCGUCUCUUUCCAAUCAAGCCAUUGGCCCUCAUACCAGUCGCCUGGUGGCAGAACAUGGCCCGGCUGGGGAGGCAGGUCGGCCUGCUUGAGAAAGUUGUAGAAUGGGGCACUGAAGACGGCGGCGACUUCACGAGCAUCGAGGCGAGGCACGAGGCUAUCCUCUACUGUAGCAGUAGAUUUGCCCUCAUCAGCGUGUAAAAAGGCAACACAGGGAGUCACGACUAGAUGUGUUCUGGCGAGGACUGGAGGGAGAUGGCAUAGCUCCUCUAUACGGAAGGGUUUCGGGAAACGCAAAUCGUCCAUGGGGAGACCGAUUUCUUCGUACGCUUCUCGCCUUGCGAUUUGAUCUAUGCGCACCCAUCAUUAGCAAUCAAUACUGCGCACACAAGCUUUGUUCAACUCACAAGGUGUCUCUGCGGUGCUGUCCGCCUUGCCACCGGGAAGUGCGGCAUGGCCCGAAAAGCUGCGCAAGUUGGCAGCUCGCAUAGUGAUGACGACGCGCAAGUCGCCCCAUCUAUCAGCGUACAAUAGGAUCAAGACGGCCGCUCUCUUGCGGACGGGAAGCUUGUCCCAUAGCGGGAAGGUUGGUGGUCUGUAUGCGCGCAGACGGUUGAUGGCGGCCUUGCGGAACAUGUAAGCUAUGGGUAUUCACAAUGAAGAAGCACAUUUAGUAAGUGUGGCAACGUACCAACGAGAAAGGAUUUAAGCCGGCCAUGGUAUCAGCAUCGUAGUAGGACGACGCGUCUAGAGGGAGCACUUCGCCGAGGGCCGAUGCAGUGUGCGGCAGGUCGGAGUCUAGAUCGGCGUGGCUGCUGUCGGUGCUUGUGACGGGCGGUGAUGCUGCUGCAGUAGUCUCUGAAUCUGCUAUAGCCGCCUCGCCCAUAUCAGCACAGCCCGUCGGUACAACAGGCUUUUAUAUGCAGGGCAAAGAAAUAGGUGAUGGUGUGGUAGUAUGUAAGGCGCGCGGGCUAAGUUGGCUCCGAAGGAUUUCACUCUAGCGGGGUUAAACAGGUAGCGAUGUAAUUGGCCAGAGAGACAAGACUGGUUAAAACAGUAGAGUAAAGCGAACGAUUGUACAAAGGCAGCUUUAAAAAGGAGCAAUGUACUGAAAAAGACCAGAUUGUACGCGUGCACAACUCGGAAUAUGCGGGUAUGCAGUGGGCAAAGCCUCGGCUCUAG
Molecule: messenger RNA, 2662 nt
Organism: [Torrubiella] hemipterigena
Lineage: Eukaryota; Fungi; Ascomycota; Sordariomycetes; Hypocreales; Clavicipitaceae
Source: the annotation of a GenBank genome assembly